Messenger RNA from Rhineura floridana, 2616 nucleotides. It is a transcript of the gene RNMT, whose product is annotated as RNA guanine-7 methyltransferase. Lineage: Eukaryota; Metazoa; Chordata; Lepidosauria; Squamata; Rhineuridae. The coding region runs from base 213 to 1643 and encodes 476 amino acids. The transcript is spliced from 12 exons. Gene Ontology annotation, molecular function: mRNA 5'-cap (guanine-N7-)-methyltransferase activity. Gene Ontology annotation, biological process: 7-methylguanosine mRNA capping. The record is from RefSeq and is a predicted model, not a curated record. Gene Ontology annotation, cellular component: nucleus.
CUCUUUUCUUACCACUUCUCGGGGAAAUGAAGACACGCUUAGCACGUAAGCUCAGAGAGCGCCCGCCCACUUCUCUUGACCUUUCGGAGGAAGACAUGGGAUGACCCGGAUGCAAAACUGCGCUUCGUUUCCUGAGAGCGGGACGGCAAAAAUAACAAAAAAGCUCAACCUUGGCGGAUUAUAUUUAUAAGAGAAUAAAGGUUCUUGGAAACAUGGCUGAGUUAUUAGACAGUGGAAAGAGAAAAAGAAAGAAAGUUGAAGAAGCUGAUAGUGCAGUUGCUAAAGACUCAAAGGCUGAUUCCUCUGUCACUGCAAAUGAUGAUAAAACUUCAAGUAAAUAUUGUGAUGAAGAUAAAGGAGCCGGGAGUGCUUUUGAUGACAGAAGACUGAAAAAGAGUAAAGUGGAAUUUGAAGAGAAAGUGGAGAAUGUUAUUAAUACAGCCAGUAUUGGGUUUCAAGAAGAUGGAAAGGACUUGGUUGAAGAAGCAAAGAGAGCAACUUUGCCAGACCUGGAGAUAAAACCUAUUGCCACUGUGGAUAAAGAAUAUUGUGACGUGACUGAAAAGGAAGAGGACAGUGCUCCUGAGUCUAGAAGAGAAGAAAAAAGGGGUUCUCAUUUUGACCAAAGUCCUACAAGGAAAAAACAUACAGAAACUGUAGCAGCACACUAUAAUAAGCUUGAAGAAGUUGGAUUGGAACAGCGUAGCAUGAGUCGCAUUUUCCAUCUACGGAAUUUUAACAACUGGAUAAAGAGUGUGCUCAUUGGUGAAUUCCUUGACAGGGUACGACAGAGAAAGCAAAAUAUUACAGUUUUAGACCUGGGAUGUGGCAAAGGUGGGGACUUACUGAAAUGGAGAAAAGGCAGAAUUAGUAAGCUUGUGUGUACAGAUAUUGCUGAUGUUUCCGUACAACAGUGUGAACAGCGGUACCAUGAUAUGAGAAACCGUGGUCGUCAGAAUGAGAGAAUUUUCAGUGCAGAAUUUAUCACUGCUGACAGUACAAAGGAACUUCUGUCUAAAAAGUACAACGAUCGAAACAUGUACUUUGACAUCUGCAGUUGUCAAUUUGUGUACCAUUACUCAUUUGAGACAUAUGAACAAGCUGAUAUGAUGCUUAAAAAUGCUUGUGAACAACUCUGCCAUGGAGGAUAUUUCAUUGGCACAACUCCAGAUAGCUAUGAACUUGUAAAGCGCCUUGAAGCUUCACAAACAGACUCUUUUGGGAAUGAAAUAUAUACAGUGAAGUUUCAGAAGAAGGGAGAUUACCCCUUGUUUGGCUGCAAGUAUGAUUUUAACUUGGAAGGAGUGGUUAAUGUUCCAGAGUUCUUGGUCUAUUUUCCAUUGCUGAUAGAAAUGGCCAAGGAGUAUGGCAUGAAACUAGUCUACAAAAAGACUUUUCAGGAGUUUUAUGAAGAAAAGGUUAAGAAUGAAGAACAUAAACUUCUUUUGCAACAAAUGCAGGCUUUGGAGAAAUUUCCUGCUGAUGAAAGUUCCAGGCUGGUCUCAAAUAAAAAAGAGGACUAUGAGCAUGCAGAAAUGCUCAAGAAUGAUGGGAAAGCCAAGCUACCUCUUGGAACCCUGAGUAACUCUGAAUGGGAAGCAGCAAGUAUAUACUUGAUUUUUGCCUUUGAAAAGCAGCAGUAAAAAAGACCACAAAGAAAUACAGUGAUCUAGCAUCCAAAGUGACAGCUAUUUUAUAUUUUUAUGUUUAAAAAGUGUGCAGGACACAACCAAAUUGGGCAUGUUUACAUAGGAACUAUGGUUGACUGUCUGUGACAGAUGGAAUAUUUGUGUGUGUUUGUGUAUAUAUAGACUACACACACACACACACACGAAAUAGGAAUUGUAAUUUUUCUUUUGGGGGAAUGGUGGUGGGGUUCCUACUUUUAACAAAGGGCAAAUUUUCUGAAAUAUUUAAUGUGUUUUCAGACACAUUUGCCACUUAUAGACCACUUAAAAAACUACAGCAUGGCCAAAAUCACAUUGUGAAGAGAUUAUCCUAAUGUAGCUUCCAUCCAGGUGGUAGUUCAGCUGUUGCCAUACUCUUUCAAUAGCUUGAAUAGCCAAGGAAGCAAGGGUCUUGGUGAUUUAUUGGCAGUGACAUCAGAUAACUAGCUCUACAUGUGGCUAGAGUGAACCCAAAGUUUUGAAGUGGUCACCAUGCAGCAAGUGUUUAUUUGAAACUUCCUGUUGUGAGAGAGACUUGAGUGGUUAUUGAGUUGUACAAAGUUGCAUACAAGUAAAUUGGCAAGUGUUGAAACAGAUGACUGUGGGAUUCAGUACUGCUGCUAUCAAUGGAAAAUUGUAGCCCUCAUUCCAGAGCUAUAUAAGCGGGCGUCUACUUUCAAAGAAGAAACCUUCAUCAAGCAAUUUCAGUGAAUGAAGAUCUGCUUGUAUGCAUGUGAGCUCUGUGUAUCAGGAUGCCAGACACCAUUCAUUGGUUGGGCUUUUAUCUCCAUUCCACAUUGCAGUAUUUUCAAUGUUAAAUAAUUGUGGCUGGUGUUUCGGAUGGAGUGUUUGGAGGAAUACUAAUUUUGCUGUUUGUGUUCAUUUGUGUGUAAUAUUCUUUUGUAGUUAUGUGAUCAAGAUUAAAUAAAUGUCUCUUCUGUACAAGUGA